CACCGCCCCGGCCGGGGAAAUCCCCGGAUGCAGAGGGCAGGCGCGGGGAGCCGCUCCCGACGCCCCGGUGACGGUGACGGUGACGCGGACGCGGCUGCCACCUGCCCGGCCUGGCCGGCGCUCGUGGGGCGCUUCCGGGACGGAGCCGGUCUUUGCCGGUUUGGGGCGCAGCCGGGGGCUGGGCAGCUGUUUAAUAAGCACCCAUGAGGAGAAUGAAGGAUUCCGCGCGCUGCGGCCUGCGUCUCCCGCCCGAGCCAGCGCCUGUCUCCCGGGCCCCGCCGCGGCGCUCGCAGCCCCAGGUCCCGGUCACCCGUGGCCCCUUCUGAGUGUCGCGUGGACGAUCGCUCGCUUGAGCUUGUGCAUUGAUUCCUCACUGCAGACCUGCCACGCGGGCACCGUGGUCACCGCCCAUCGGACGAGGCAGGCAGAAAGCGGAAGCGCCUGGGGGCAGCGCUGGAGAAGGGGCUCCCCGUGCCCCACCGGGUCUCUGAUGUAACCCAGGUUUUCUCAAUCUUCCGGACGGCGCCCCACAAGUGCAGCGCUGGUCUCCUGCAUCCCCGCUGCCAUCCCGAGCUGCUGCUGGACAUCUGGGAGCUGGAGCCAGGGACCCCCGGAUCUCCUCGCCUGGGCCCUAGCUCUCAUCAUUGCACCCCAGAACAGAGUGGUUUGCUUCAGGCUUUAGCAGCACAAAGCCUGCACAUCGAGCUGCAGCCUCAGCCGGUUUUUAUUUUGAGACAGGGUCUUACUAAGUGGCUCAGGCUAACCUCAAACUGCAAUCCUCCUGCCUCAGCCUACCAGAAUGCUGGGGUUACCUGGCAUUUAUCACCACACCUGGCUAUAAAAUUUCAUUUCCGAGUUUGGUGUAUUUAAGUUCAGCCACACCGUAUUUUAAAAUUAGUCCCCACCAUUUCCUAAAGCCCCAGAUCUAACUUGCUUCGUGGUCCACUUCUUUUUUGUUAGAGACAGGGUCUCACUAUGCAGUCCAGGCUGGCCUUGAACUCACUCUGUAUCCCAGGCUGAUGUCAAACUUUCAGUGACUGUCCUGCCUCAGCCUCCCAAGGCUGGAGUGACGGACGUGCCCCAGUCUACCCGGCUAGUUCUCUUCAUAGCAGUCCUCACUGUGGGACACGUUCUCACAGACAUUUUUCCUCUUGCAGUCUCAGAGGUUAGCACAGUGAUCAGCGCACAGCAGUUAAUGCUCGGCAAAUAUUUGUUGGAACAAAUGUCUUCCUUUCGUCUCCUAACUCUCUUUGUAUCAGUUUCCUCCUCUGAAGAAAAGGGGAUGAUUUGUUAUCAAAGUAUCUAUCUGCUUAGAGAUUAAUCUUACUGUCUCAGGCCCGAUGUUGUGCUCCUGUAGUCCCAACUCCGUGGGAGGCUGAGGCAGGAGGAUCUGCAGAUUCAAAGGCAGCCUGGACUGCAUAGCAAGACCUGAUCUUAACAACAGCAAUAAUUAUUUUGCAGCAAAAUCAAACAACAUAUAACUUCAGGAUUUUUAAAAAUGCUUGAAACUUGGAGCCACCUGGAAUGACAUUUCCACCUGGCCUAACCCACUCAUCCGAGUCACUGGGACCAUCUUUCCUCCGCUGUUUAGAAAUGUUACCUUUCUCCCACUCACUUCCCACCCGCAUUGGAAUCUGUCCCCCUCUGUUCUUCAUGAUGUCCCGGGACCAGGCUAGCAAUGUCCGUGACACUGCCCGAGAGGGAGGGAGGACCACAGAGGGAAGGUGCCUGCGUGCCCCGGAACGCGCAGGCCAGCUUCACCCAGAAGCUGGGGAGGGGACCCCAGGGCCCCGAGCUCUGGCUUGGUCCCGAAGCCUAGUGGCACUCGCGCCCCUUCCGGCCCCGUGGCCCCAGGUCCCAGCCUGCAGGACGGGUCCACGGGGUGGGCGCACAGGGUGAGGCUGUGCAGGGGGGGCCGGGCCCCUCUGACAGGAAGUGGCUCAGAUGAGCACAGCGAUUAGCUGGCCGUGCGGAAGGGCGAUUGGGCAAGAGAGCCAGGAGGCUAUAACCGUCCUGGGCGCGUGGCUCGGUUCGGCUGCUGUCGCUGUGCCAGGGUCCGGAGCCCGGGCUGUGCCUGGGAGCCGCUGCCCACUGGGACCCACCCUGGGGAUGCCAGGGUCCUGAAGCUGGCACCGACCCCAGGAGCCAGAGAGUGUCUGGUCAAGUCCUGCAGCCCAGAGUCAUCUUAAAUCGCCUCUGUCCUCCAUCCGGCCCGGGACAGCAGAGAGGAUGUACCGCAAAGGCCGGAAGCUGGGCUCCAGCCGCCGGCGGCAGAUGAGAGAGCCAGCCGAUGGCCAGGACGCCCUGGGGGAGCCAGGGCCCGAGUCGUGGUCCUCAGAGGCUGAGACAGAGCUGCAGAUCUUCUUCCGGGACUGCGGUGCCAUGGACAGAGGCUUUGUCACCCGCGAGGACCUUGCGGUGGCCAAGUUCCACUUCCUGGGCAUCGAGGAGGAGCCGCAGAUGAUCUUCGAUUGGGUGGACACAGAGCGGAAGGGGCGCCUGUCCCUGGAGGAGUUCAGCUCCGGGCUCAGAAACAUCUUUGGCUCCAGCCUGAGCACCCACGGGCUCCGCAGGAGGCGGCCCCCGCCCUCCCAGCGGGUGUCUGUGACCUCAGGUCUCCCAGCCCUGGAGGAGGCCAGUGCCGAGGAGAGGGAGGUGUUCCUCACCCUCCUGGGACAGCCGGGGAUCGGCAGCUCGCUUCCCGAGCAGACAGAGGAGAUCUGGCAACUGUGGAGGAAACUGAGGCAGGAGGAGCCCCACCUGGUGGGCAACCUAGAGGGCUUUCUGGCCAAGAUGAGCAGCCGCCUGCAGGAGGCCCGGGCAGACAAGGAGACCCUGGAGCAGACCCUGAGGAAGUGCAACUCCGACCACCGCCGCAAGCUGCAGCAGCUGUUCGAGGAGACGGAGCAGCAGAUCCAGCGGCAGAAGCAGCAGCUGCAGGCCCAGAGCGACUCCCGUGGCCUGGCGCUCAGCACCCAGAUGCAGGAGGCCUUGGAGGCCAAGGAGCUCGAGGUGCAGCGGCUGGCGCAGGGCCAGAGUGAGCUGGAGGCCAAGCUCCACAGCCUCAGUGACACCCACCGAGAGGCCACCUCGGAAAACUUGCAACUCAGAGAGGCCAGGAGGGACCUGGCUGGGCAGCUAGAGGAGAUGCAGGGGCAGCUGCAGGUGACCAGGGAACACCUGAAAGCUGCCAGGGGUCGAGUGUCUUGGCAGGUGGAGGAGGAAGCCAGUGUCCCCGAAACAAGCAAGAAGAUCCCAGCCUCUCAGCCCGAGGCCCCCGAGGAGGGCCCCCUGCCCGGGCUGUUUGGGGACAGUGACAACUGGGAUCAGCUCCUGAGUGACUUUGGCAGCCCCUGGAGCAGAGCCCUGCAGCUAACCUGGAGCCCACCCCCCACACCUCAGGCCACCUCGGGGUCCCCGAUGCAUCGUGUGGUCCAGCAGAUCUCCAUCUCAGAGCCGCACCUUUGGCCGGACCAGGAAGUGGCUCUGAGGAGCCCGCCCCGGCUGCCCCCCAGCCCUCAGGAUGGGAAAGGAGAGGACGCAUCGGAGCUGGACGUCAGGCCAGAGCAGCCUGUCGGGCCCCGGGGCUCAGAACCCGGCAUGGAGCCGGUGGCUGGACCCCAGGCUGGCUCCCCCUGGGGCCUCCUGGGUGCCCCGGCUCAGGAGUCCGGGAGUGUAGUGGCCGAAGCACUCAGAGUCCUUGUGCCUGUGGAGGACACCAGCAGCUCUCACUCCCCUCCACAGCUUCCCCUGGGGCUCAGUGAGCGGCUCCAGGCCUCCGAUGACAUAGACUCCAGGCCUGGGCCUGCCCCGGCCAAGCUGCCCAGGCAGAGAGAGGCCCCACAGGCCAAGGGUGCUGGGCCAGGCCUGGGGUCCCUGGGGGCUGCGGUCCACAGCCAGGGCCUGGAGCCUGUGGGUCAGACUCCUCAAGUGGGCCCUGAGCUGGAUGAGCCGAGCCAGGACGGACAGGAUAGCCACCCCGGGGGGCUCGAGGAAGCCCAGCGCCAGCCCCUUGGGCUCGAGAGGCUGCCCAGCCAGCCCCUCCAGAGUCCAGAAGAGGAGCCCCAGGCUGGGAAAGGAACCAGUUCCGAGCAGGAGUCCGCCCAGCCAGCCCCAAUGCCCGCUGCUGCCCACGCCAAGCUACCACAGGCAGAGGCGCCUUUAGCCAUGUCCCCUGCUCCUGGAGAGCCAUUCCCUGCAGGGCUGUCUGGCCCCACGGAGCCCCAGGUGCCCCCAAAGGGCCUUCCCACCCUGGCUGAGCCCAAAGCCCCUCUCAGGCCCCAACCUGAGGCUGCCCAGGCAGAGAGACAGCCAGGAGAGCCGGGGGUGGAGAUCCAGCCCUUGGCCCCUGGCUCGGACCCCUCCCCGGGGCACUCUGCCGCCACCAGAGCGCCUCAGGCCAACCCCGACUACCUCUUCCACAUCAUCUUCCUGGGCGACUCCAACGUGGGCAAGACCUCCUUCCUGCAUCUGCUGCACCAGGAUGCCUUCGCCAGUGGGCUGGCCGCCACUGUGGGAGUGGACUUCCGGGUCAAAACCCUGCAGGUGGACAACAAGUGCUUCAUGCUGCAGCUGUGGGACACGGCCGGCCAGGAGAGGUACCACAGCGUGACCAGGCAGCUGCUCCACAAGGCAGACGGGGUGGUGCUCAUGUAUGACAUCACCUCCCAGGACAGCUUUGCCCACGUGCGCUACUGGCUGGACUGUCUGCAGGACGCAGGGGUGGAGGGCGCAGCGCUGCUCCUGCUGGGGAACAAGACGGACUGCGAGGAGGCGCGGCAGGUGCCCACGGAGGCCGGGCAGCAGCUGGCGCAGGAGCUGGGCGUCUCCUUCGGAGAGUGCAGCGCCAUCCUGGGUCACAACAUCCUGGAGCCCAUGGUGAACCUGGCCCGGUUGCUCAAGGUGCAGGAGGACCGCCUGAAGGACUCGCUGGCGAAGGUGGCACCCAGGAAGCCGCCCAAGAAAGCCGGCUGCUGCCCCUGACCCACCCCGGCCACCCCACCCCCAGCCCCGGCCAGGCCUCCCGGUCCCUCUGCUCCAUCCUGGCCCCCUGGGAGGUGUUUGUGUGGUUCUGUAAGGCUCGGUCUUCCACAUAAAAGCAGACACUGAGCAGGAGGGAGCUGUCCAGGGAGCUGGCUUUGGUGCUGACUCCUGACUUGCACGGCUUGUGGUCCAGGGAACUCUGUGAGCACCCCAGCAACCGCGCCUCCCUCCCUUUCCCCACGACCCACACUGGGGUGCUGCCCCUGUCCCAGGGCCUCCGGCUCCCCAGCAUGGGGUUGAUGGGUGGGGACCCAAGGGCAAGCUCCUUUGGGGUCUUGGCGAGCCAGCAGCGGUCUGCAAGAGGAGCUUUUGGCAGAGCCAUCAGCCUAUCCCUGGGUCAAAGGGCGCAGUCAAUAGGUGGGAGCCAAUAGGGGACCCCAAGCAGCACAUGAUGGACGGGGCAGCAGCAGCAGCAGGAGGACUCGCAGUGGACCCAGAGCCGACUUUCAGGCAGGUGCCAUGUUCUCAAGUGUCAAGAGGGCUCUGGGUCACUUUGACAGAUUGGGACGAUGAGGGUAGCCGGAUGUGGUGGCGCAAAUUUACAAUCCCAGCACGCGGGAGGCUGAGGCAGGAAGGCUGCUGUGAGUUCAAAGCCAGCCUUGAUUCCCUUCUGGGCAGGCGUCUCCUCCCGUCUCCUUUUCCCACGGUGCCCAAGGGGAGGGAAGCCAGGUCUGGUUAUGAGAGGUGCCCUCCCCUGCCCCAGCGAGUCACGGGAACACGUAAUUACAGGGGCAGCCUUGGGUAAUUAGUCUGGGAGGGGAGACACCCUUUUCCCUGUGCCCUGUCCUUAACAGCAACCGGGGUUUUCACAGAGGCCAAGAGGCCAGGAGGAAGCCACACACCCCACCCACCUCUCACGUGGCUGUGUCGCCUCCUUCCUGACCCACAAGGCAGCCCAGUGCCUGUGGACCGUGGCCUGCAAAUGCCCAGCGCCCUCUUUGGUGCCCGAGGACCCCUGGCCCGUGCUGGGCAGCUCCUUCCUCAGGGCUCAAGGGCAUCACCAUGUGCUGGCAGGGCCUGGCACUCAUGCUCAGGCCUAAGAGUGGGGUGAGGGUGCAGCAGAGAAUCUGACCAUGUUUUCUGUCACCUCCUCAGUGGCUUCCUGUUCACUGCAGUGACAGUUCAAGGCCUCGCCAGGGCCUACAAGACCCCACAGGCUUCACCUCCAUGACCCCAACCACCCAGUCCACCCUCUGUGCUCCACACACUGAGCUCCCACCCCAGGACCUUUGCACUGUCUCUGGUUUGUUCCUCUACAUGGAACCCAAAUACUAGCAUGGCUCACCCCCCCCCCAAUACUGGGGAUGAACCCCAAGGCCUUCACGCUGAGCUCUAUCCCCAUUCCUUUUCAUUCUUCAUUUUGAGAUACGGCCCUGCUAAGUCUGUGUUGCCCAAGCUGUGCUCAAACUUGCAAUCCUCCUGCCUCAGCCUCCCAGAGAGCUCAGAUAACAGGUGUGCACCACCACACUCGGCUCUGCAAGGCUUCCUCUCCCACUUCCGAGGCUCCCCUGAACGGUCACUUUUUCUAAAGGCCACUCCAAGGCUCUCUA
Molecule: messenger RNA, 6593 nt
Organism: Cavia porcellus (domestic guinea pig)
Lineage: Eukaryota; Metazoa; Chordata; Mammalia; Rodentia; Caviidae
Gene: Rab44
Product: RAB44, member RAS oncogene family
Exons: 14
Coding region: 2230-4983 (917 amino acids)
Biological process (GO): vesicle-mediated transport
Molecular function (GO): GTPase activity; GTP binding
Source: RefSeq, a predicted model, not a curated record